CCUCGUCACCCGAUCAAACCGUACCAAAAUGUCCCGUCUGAUCAUCGUCGUGCUCGGAGUUCUGGUGCUCCUGCAGAUGGUCUCCGCCAUAGAUCUGUCCACAACUAAGAAUGUUGAGAUCGCAUUUGCUGAUACGGAUACCGUGCCGAAAACAGCGUUGAAAAAUCUACUGCCUAAUUCGUACGCCGCUGGAUUUAUUGGAAAUCUCGAGAUUGGAAGACGAUAUCCUGACGAAACAAUUUUCCGCCGAGUUAUCGAGUUUGACAAUCCGACAAAUACUGUUCAAUCAAGUACCCUAACACUGACCGUCACUAAUGGAAUCAUUCAUUAUGUUAGCGUAGUGAAUGAAAGCGGCAGUUACGCGGUGGUAUGUGACGAGGUGAACACCUUGGGAUCAUCCAGAGGGAACAUUAAUAUCCGCGCCGCUGCCAAAACGAAAUCCUAUCUUACAGUAAUCACAGCAGUACAUUAAACAAGCAUGUGCAAAAAGGAACAGCAUUUAUAGUUCGUGCAUUUAUAACAAAAAAAAAUAAGAAAAAUUGCUUUUUUUCCUUUCGCAAAAGAAUUUUUCACUGUAUCGUGUAUCCUAUAUGAAAAUAAAACAAAUUCUGUUAAGU
Molecule: messenger RNA, 617 nt
Organism: Linepithema humile (Argentine ant)
Lineage: Eukaryota; Metazoa; Arthropoda; Insecta; Hymenoptera; Formicidae
Source: RefSeq, a predicted model, not a curated record